This is a messenger RNA of Gossypium raimondii (Peruvian cotton), 1872 nucleotides long. Its product is annotated as NAC domain-containing protein 7. Gene Ontology annotation, biological process: regulation of DNA-templated transcription. The record is from RefSeq and is a predicted model, not a curated record. The coding region runs from base 457 to 1557 and encodes 366 amino acids. Gene Ontology annotation, molecular function: DNA binding. The transcript is spliced from 4 exons. Lineage: Eukaryota; Viridiplantae; Streptophyta; Magnoliopsida; Malvales; Malvaceae.
GGCAUGUGUAUAUGUAUAUAUGUAUGUAAUAGGUUAAUGAGUUUCCAUUUUCCUUUUCUCUUAUUUAACCCUAUCUUCUUUCUCUUUUCCCAUUCCUCACCACCUUCCAUUGGGAUCGGUUUAUUUGACCUUCUUUUCCCCUUUAAACAACUAGUGGACAAAGGGGUGGUCGUGGAAGAAAGGAAAAGUCUUUAAAGUUUUGAAGUUCAAUUCCCAAGAGAGUGUUUAUAUAUAUAACUUUUCAUUACACCCACCUUUCUUGUUCCAUUUUCUUUCUUCCUCCCUGUGUUUUUCUUUUUUUGUCUGGUUCGAGUAUCUUUGUCUUUAAAAGCAACAAAUAAAAAGUUUCUUAGCUUUAACACACACAAACACAACGUUGGUUUUCAAUCAGAUCUCUCUGAGGAUUAUCAAAGAGUUAUCAAGCUGUGUUCUAUCGUGUCUAAAUCGGUCGAGAAUAUGAAUACUUUUUCACACGUUCCCCCAGGCUUUCGGUUCCAUCCUACAGACGAAGAGCUCGUUAAUUAUUACCUGAGAAAAAAGAUUGCUUCGAAAAAGAUAGACCUAGAUGUGAUCAAAGAUGUUGAUCUUUAUAAAAUUGAACCAUGGGAUCUUCAAGAAUUGUGCAGAAUAGGAAGUGAGGAGCAAAAUGAAUGGUACUUUUUUAGCCACAAAGACAAGAAGUAUCCCACAGGGACUCGAACUAAUAGGGCAACAAAAGCUGGGUUUUGGAAAGCAACGGGAAGGGACAAACCUAUAUACUCGAGGCUUAGUCUUAUUGGGAUGAGGAAAACCCUAGUGUUCUAUAAAGGAAGAGCUCCUAAUGGACAAAAAUCAGAUUGGAUCAUGCAUGAGUAUCGACUUGAAACUAAUGAAAAUGGUACUCCUCAGGAAGAAGGAUGGGUGGUAUGUAGGGUGUUCAAGAAACGAAUGACAACAGUAAGAAAAAUGGGUGAAUAUGAAUCUUCAUGUUGGUACGAUGACCAAGUCUCCUUCAUACAAGAACUUGAAUCCCCAAGGCGAAUAACUCAACCUUAUGUUGCUGCAGCAGCAACAACAUACCAUCAUCAUCACCAUUUCCCUUGCAAGCAAGAGCUCGAGUUACAAUACAAUUUUCCACACGACCCUUUCCUUCAACUCCCUCAACUUGAAAGCCCCAAAGUCCCACAAUCAACCGCACCAAGCAUCAGCUGCAACUCUGUCAUCCCUUACAAUGGGACCAGCACAUUGCAGUCCUCAACGCUCACACAUGAAGAGCACUUGCACAACUUGAACUCACUUUACAACAAUAACACCAUCGAUCAACAACAACAAGCUGUGGAUCAAGUGACCGAUUGGCGAGUGCUCGAUAAAUUCGUUGCUUCUCAGCUUAGCCAUGAAGAAGGUUCCAAGGAAAACAACUAUACUACCAAUGCAGCAGCAGCAGCAGCUACCAGCUAUCACGUGGCUGAACAAAUAAAUUUGCCGACCAAUGAAUCAAAAAGGGCAGAUAUUGGUCAUCAUCAUCAAGAAUAUGCUUCUACAUCCACUUCAAGUUGUCAAAUUGAUUUGUGGAAGUGAAAGCAUAUUCUAGCAAAAUUAGUGCAUACAUAUACUAAUUAUAGGAAGCCACAUUUAUAAGAAGAAACAAGCCUUAAAUCCAGGGUUUUUCUGUACAUAAUAAACCUAUAAAAUGGUAUUUGCAUUAGUUAAAGGACUGUUGGGGUCCUUAAUUUGUAUUGAUAUAUUAAUAUUAAGCACAGUUCUUAUUAAAUUGAACAUUGUGCAAAGUACAAAUAAAUAUUAGUAUACUUUUAGGUGAAAACUAUGGCCGACUGGCUCUUUGGGAACUGAUUCGGCCUAAUAUUGAAAAUGUAUUUGCAGCUUAAUAUUGCA